AUGAAUUACGGCCAGUCGGAAAUGGAUGAGAAGAAAGAUGAUACGACGAUGGGGCAUGUUGAGUAUGCUGCAAACAAAGAGGCUGUUCCUGAUUCUUUGCUCAAGUCAAUUGAAGAUACCAAGACUGGUUACUAUACAUGGCUUGUUUCCACAACAUUGCUGUCGGUGGAUUUCUGUUUGGUAAUUGUUUUAGGCGAUGAUCUAGGACAUGCUCUUGAUUCCAGCAAGAAAGAACUGAUUACAUCCAUCACAUCUGGAGGGGCGUUUGGUCUUGACAACAUGUCCAUCACCGGUGGAUCUUUGGUGGCGUGCAGCGUUUGAGAAGGAUUGGCGAAUACGAUGGAGAAGACAGGGUUGUGUGUGGUGUUCGGGAUGAAAACUAUCGCUAUUCGGCUGAGGGCCCUCUACUACAAGAUCUGGUUCACUCAUUAUAGCAUCGUCUAGGAGCUACAGCAACCAUUUUCUAAAUUUAUGUAUCACUACCUUAAAGUUCACUUCAGCAAAAUAAAAUAGGACCAAGUACCUAGACG
Aspergillus wentii DTO 134E9 is the source of this 530-nucleotide messenger RNA. RefSeq lists its product as uncharacterized. The transcript has 2 exons. The record is from RefSeq and is a predicted model, not a curated record. The coding region runs from base 1 to 321 and encodes 106 amino acids. NCBI's taxonomy places the organism in Eukaryota, Fungi, Ascomycota, Eurotiomycetes, Eurotiales, Aspergillaceae.